Messenger RNA from Moneuplotes crassus, 2381 nucleotides. Lineage: Eukaryota; Ciliophora; Spirotrichea; Euplotida; Euplotidae. The record is from the annotation of a GenBank genome assembly.
AAUGGUCAAUACAAGAAAUCGGAAGAUAAAGGUAAUAGCUAUUAGCAAACCUUCCUCUACUUCAAGAAAGUCGAAAGCAAAGACCAGUGCUAGAAAAAAGAGCAAGAAACCUAAGAAAAGAGAACAGAAGGCCUCCUGGAAGAAAUCCCAAGACACAAAUUUUCAUGCGAAGAUUGCUGAAGAAAUGCCUUCUUCUGGAGUAACUACUAGAAACAAGAGUAAAUCGCAAGUUAAGGUGGCUCCUUCCGACACUAAUAUCUCCUCAAACCAUGAGACUGCCAAUCAGGAGGAGAUUAAGGACUUUACAGAAUCGCAUGAAAAGUUAUAAUGAUAACCUCUAGUAAAACUUCUAAAAUUUCCCGGAAAACUAGCAAUCGUAAAAAGUGUAAAGUGGAAGAAUCGCAGGCAUCAAAAAUACCAAGCUCUAGAUCUGGUAAGAAAUUGGGGAACCGGAACUUCAAAAGCUCCGCUAAACAAACCGUGAAGCGACAGAAGUGAAAUCAGGAAUCUAAGAAGCCGAAUAAGCCGAAUAAGCUUGCAAAAAAUUCCAAAAAUAGGAAGAUUCCUAAAAAAACAAGAAAAAGGGAGAUUGAGGAUUCUGAUAUGGUCCAAAGGUUUUCUCCAGUAAAAACACGUAGGAAUACCAAAAAGACCACUCAGCCCCCAAGAAGUAAGCAGCCGCACAGAGUUGUGCCCGAGCCUAACCACUCUACAAAGAUUAAGGCAUGAAGAAAAUUGCAGUUUGAUAACUGAACCUCUCAGAGUAAAUCCAAUAUUUCUGAAGAUAGAAGGCACAGCAGAAGGGGAACGAGGUCAAGAGCCUGCUCGAGGAAAAGCAGCCGCCUUCCCUCAGCUCAUAGAGAGAAGAAAUACCAGUCCUUGAAAGGCACUCCAUGAAAAUCAACCAGAAAAGCUAAGCGAGGGAAUAGAGUACAAAAAUAACUCACGCCUGUCUUCAAUUGGCGAAUCGGAAAUAAGCGGAGGAAAUGAUUUUGACAUUGAAAUUUCUGAAGCAGAGAUGGGUCUAAGUAUGGUGGAUAGCCAGAAGCAUAAUCUGAUUUAAUAUUUCUGAGAAUGAGAUUAGAGACGUGAUGUCGGAUAAAUCUGAAUUUGAAAAAUAUUGGAAGCAAAUUAAAAGAGAUAACCAUAAUGGUUACAUCAAGCUAGAAUCACUGGUCAGUGAGAGUCUACUUUUAUCCAACAAAAUCUCUCAAAGUGAGAACAGUCUGAGACGGAGAAGUAAUGUGCAAUCAGAAAUACAUCCAAAGUCCGAAGAAAUCCAAGAGCAUAAUAAAAGAGAUAUAAAAGAUUCCCAGUAUUCCGAGAUAGAUGAUAUGUCCUCCAGUCAAUGUAAUAUAGAGGAGCUUCAAUCGCUUGAUGCUGUCCUUAAAGAUCACCCUUCAGUUGGAAGCUCAAAACAAAGGCCAAGAAAAUAUUUCCGAAAUCAGGAGAUGAAGAGUAGUUCAAUUAGAAGCUGGAGAAAAUCAUCAAAUUCAAUCUCAAGUGCUUCCCCUAUUAAACAUAAUAAGAAGGAAUUAGAGAUUGUACAGAGACCGAUAAAGCUAGUCGAGUUAAGUUCAUUAAGAAAUGACAAAAAUUCUUCCAUGAAUGGGCUAAAUUCCUUAAUUGAUGAGCCACACUCAUCCAGGAAUUGAGAGAACCAUGUAAAAGAUGAAAGCAUGAGUAAUUACAGCUAUGACAAUCAGGACUGUCAAGAAAUCGUAGAAGAGCUGAUCAAAAAGACAGGAGUAAAGCAAUCUUCACUGAAAAGGUUAGAGCCUGGUGAAGACAUUGAUGACCUUAUAAUCAACUUCUACAUUGAAUAUCUUUGAUGGUACCAUCAAAACAACAAGAAGUUUACGGAGAAUGUUAGUGUAAUGAAUACCUAUUUUUACUCAACUUUACUGGCCAAGGAUAAGUUCAAUGCUUUUGCAAAUCUGACUAAGAAGCAAAACGAAAAAUUGAGGAAGCCGAUCGUGAUAUUUCCCAUACAUUUUAAAAACGAUAAAUUCAAGCAUUGGGCUGUAGCUUGAAUGGUCAGAGAUGUCGACAUCGGAGAUGGAUACAACCAGGCUCUCCUCUUUUUGGAUUCCUAUGAGCCUGGGCUUAGCAAAGAUGACAAGCAGCAGAUAUUUUUCAAACUAAAAUUCGUAGGUGACCAGAGUAGAAUGGUGUUCAGAGAAGUCAAGGUCCCACAACAGCAAAAUGGAAAUGAUUGAGGCCUUUUCAUGCUAAGGAGUAUCCGGUCGAUCAUUGAAAAGCCAGAAAUUACUAAGAAAGCAGCCUUGGAUCAGAAUAUGACCAAAGAGCUUGAAAAGUGAAAGUUGAGUAGGAAUGACCUUCUCAACCUUAUCACGAUCAAUGGCCCUUUAGAUGACUAA